CCCGACUUCAUUGUUGUUGAAAAGGGGGGAUACGGCGCAAACGUGGCAACACAUUUCACAACAAAAGGAAGCGAGGCUCGGGCGCGCUAAACAUUUUCUACAUUCAUAAAAAAAACAACUGUAAAAUAUAUUUUAUAUACUUUAUAUCCCACCGAAACAAAACCGUCUUUUGGUUUUAUCUGGCUCCCCGGACAAACAUGGAGUAACAGAGCGAGCAGUUUGGUCUGAAUCCACGCGAGUCGCUGAGCCCUUCCCGGGGCCCUUUGGGGCCCAGGAGGAGGAUGUAUCGUGGUGGGGAUAAGGAUUUCCAGAUAUCGGCGCGAAAGAUGGGCACGUCUUUGCUUUUCCAGCUCUCUGCUCACGAACGAGAGCUGGAUUUGGUAUUUCUGGACCACAGCUAUGCCAAGCCGUGGAAUGCCCACCCUGACGCCAGCAGCGCCCGGCCCACGAGGACGCUGUUCGUUACCCCUCGUCGCCAGCCUGAAGCGUUGACAGACUCUGAUUCUUUAAUCGACGUGGAGACCGUCACGCCGACGCCUGUUCCUCUGUACGAUAACCAGAAAGCUCUUAGCGUGAUGAAGGAGUGCGAGCGGCACGUUCUGUUUGCUCGCACGGUUGCCGAGAGCCCUCCACCCCCCGACGACUGGGAGGAACAUAUAAACAAGACUGGAUGGUCGGUGGCUCAGAACAAACUGUUCAAUAAAGUCCUUAAAGCUCUGCAGGCUGAAAGGCUAGCUCGCCUGGCCAAUGAACAUGCUUCGAAUGAGCCGAUUUUACGGAGGAUAGCCGUGGACAAAUGUGCCAGGAAGGUUCGGCACGCGUUAGCCUGCGUGAACUGGGACACCAAGCUGACACAGUGGCUACACACUACCAUGAUUGAAUCCUUGAGCCUUGCCAUGCUCGCGGCUUACCUGGACGUGCUGCAGACUCUCAAAAGCAAGUUGCCCCUGCUGAUUGACAGGAUGUUGUUGACAUCAGCAAAGACCGGCGCUCCGAGCGCAGAGGCUCUGUCGCUGCUGCUGAAACGGCCUUGGGAUCCGGCUGUUGGAGUCCUGUCCCAAAACAAACCGAGCAAGCUUCCCGGAUCGCCGCUCAUCCUAAUUGCACCAUCAAGCCCGACCAACCCUGCCCUCUCUACCUCGCGGCGAAUGAGAUUCUGGCAGUCGCAGCUCUCCUGCUUGGGAAAGGUCAUCCCGGUGCACAGUCACGUCAACAGCGGAGCAAAUAUUGGAAUCACACAGUGCCUGGAGCACAUGCUGGGCACCGUCAGGGCCAAGGUCAUGGAGGUUCACAGUCACUUCCCCCACAAACCCAUUAUUCUGGUCGGCUGGAACGCCGGUGCUCUCAUCGCUUCUCACGUGUCCCUUAUGGAGUAUCUGACCGCUGUGGUGUGCCUCGGCUUCCCGCUGCUAACAGUCAACGGGCCAAGAGGAGAUGUGGAUGACCCGCUGCUCGACAUGAAGACCCCGGUGUUGUUUGUGGUUGGCCAGAACGCUCUGCAGUGUAGCAUAGAAGGCAUGGAGGAGCUCAGAGAGAAGCUGAGGGCAGACAACAGCAUGGUGGUGGUGGGUGGAGCAGACGACAACCUCAGAAUCAACUCGGCGAAGAUGAAAUCGGAGGGACUGACGCAGACCAUGGUGGACCGCUGCAUUCAGGAUGAGAUCGCUGACUUCUUGUCAGGCGUCCUCACGCGGGCAGAGGGCCACAGCCACGGCUCAGGGGAGAUGAGGGACCUGGACACGGAGAAGAAGAAAAGGCCUCGACGGGAGCUUCCCUUUGACAUGGAGAGAGGACGACCUUCCUCCCCUGCGCUCAGAGUUCCCAUCUCGCCGUCCGGUUCGGAGGAUCUGUCUAGUGUCUGUAGCAGUCCCACUUCAAGUCCCAAACCCAAGACGUCUGGUCUGUCUCCAGCACAGAAGUCCAGCCUGAUCACGGCCACGCAGCUUCUCAAGACACACAUGCAGCGCUCCGGCACGGUGCUCACUCACAAGCAGGCUCAAGCUCAGUUUGCUGCUUUUAUGAAACAAAACAUGCUUGUGAGGAAAAAUCUUCCUCCUGGCACCCCUCCAUGUAUUUUUGUGCCAGUAACCAGCGAUCAGAUGGAGGGCCUGGACAGAGAUGAACUGAGGUCCCACGGCAAGAGGAGGCAGACGCCCAGUCCCACGCCAAGUAAAGCCUCCAAGAGAGCCAAGAUCAAGGUCACCAUUGUUUCUCAAAGCGAGUCAGCAGGGGGCACCAUCAGCCCUUCUGCACAGGAAGUGGGUGUUUCUGGGAAGCCCUUAACAGUGACAGUGGGACAGACUGUGGCUGGAGCCAAGGAGCUCUCUGGACUUCUUACAGGCCAGCGGUCUGGUAGUCUCUCAGAGAUGUCUGGUGCCCUGUCCCCAGGCUCCAGCUCAUUCAACAGCGUGCAGCCUUGCAUGGUGUCAGGGUCCUCCACACCAGUCCAGGCGCAAGCUCCGGCUACUGCCCAAGCGCCUUCCGCCAGCAGUCUGCUACAAGGCCUAAGUUUCAGUCUUCAGGAGAUCGUCACCAAAGCUCCUAGUCUGCCCUCCAUGGCAGCCAACACAGGCGGCACCCAGGCAGUUUGUGGCAAGCCCCAGGGUCAAGUCCUGAGCUCGGUCGCUACCAGUAGCAGCACUCUGCUCCGGGCGGUGCCCGUGGUUACCACGGGAGGAGUGGCUAAAACCACCGCCAUCCACCAGCUGCUCACCAAUGGCGGGCUGGCUAAACUUGCCAGCAGCUUGCCCGGCUUGGCGCACAUCACCAAUCAGACCGCUGUAGGGCAGAAAGCCCCCACUUCGAUAACGGUGACCCUUCGAGGAGCACAGCCGAGUCGAGUGGGAACUCUCAGCCAGGCUGGAGAGGUUGUGACGCCGGCUCGUGCCCAUGAGCCCAAGCAGUGAAAAUCUCAGCUCACGUGUGGUGAUAACACCUGAUUAAGCUGGUGCUGUGCCAGAAGCGUCUGGGAGUCACAGCCUGCUGAUGAGACUGUACCCCUCCCUGCAAUGAUGAGCACGCCACAACCCCACAACGCGCAGAACACCUGCCUCAAAUCCCCCAGAGAGCUCCCACGUCGACAUGCUUGGGAAAAAGGCCAGGCAGUCACUGUCGCCAUGCUUUAACCCUCCGUGUACAGAUGGGUGGCAACACUGCAGUGGUGGUCCUCAUGCUGCAGCCUGAACAAAACCUGAGUUUGAAGGAAGACGGAUAGACGUGCAACUGUUGAAGCUGACUGUACACCUACAUCUCUUUAAAUCCUUUUGCUUGAUCAAAUUUACCACAGGAAUGAUUAACAGGAAUUUUGAUACCCACAACUGGGUGGCACUCUUAAUUUAUGACAGUAAUUAUAUUCACAUCAUUACAGCGUUUCAUCGUAACAAUUGCUUUUUGUGCCGCAGUUUUCUUUCAGUGUGACAAACAACCUAAAACCUGAAAUAUCUUAAAGUAAUAACUAAGUUUAAAACCAAACAAAUGCUAAUAAUGGUCAUAAUUAUGUGAUGGAUGAAGCUGUCUGUAUUUAGGAUAAACAGUAUUUGUUCUUUUCUAUAACCUCAUGUUCGAUUGUUUAAACUGCUGUAUAAGGACAUGUUUCCCAUCCUCACCCUGUCAUCACUUCACUAUAUAUGGGCUUUUUUUUGUGCUAGAAACUGCCACAGUAAAAAAA
Larimichthys crocea (large yellow croaker) is the source of this 3667-nucleotide messenger RNA. RefSeq names its product KAT8 regulatory NSL complex subunit 3 (gene kansl3). The record is from RefSeq and is a predicted model, not a curated record. The transcript is spliced from 22 exons. Gene Ontology annotation, cellular component: NSL complex. Bases 282 to 2906 code for a protein of 874 amino acids. Lineage: Eukaryota; Metazoa; Chordata; Actinopteri; Sciaenidae. Gene Ontology annotation, biological process: positive regulation of transcription by RNA polymerase II.